Molecule: messenger RNA, 1268 nt
Organism: Podospora pseudocomata
Lineage: Eukaryota; Fungi; Ascomycota; Sordariomycetes; Sordariales; Podosporaceae
Gene: ERP1
Product: emp24p/erv25p-related protein
Exons: 3
Coding region: 246-905 (219 amino acids)
Biological process (GO): endoplasmic reticulum to Golgi vesicle-mediated transport; intracellular protein transport; Golgi organization
Cellular component (GO): endoplasmic reticulum-Golgi intermediate compartment; Golgi apparatus; endoplasmic reticulum
Source: RefSeq, a predicted model, not a curated record
AGAGUGGCCCCAACUUUUUACUGUGGAAGCGUGGCAGCUUCCAAGCUUGACCGGGGUCACGCCUGUGCUGUGCUGCUGCUGUUGCUGGUGAACUUGUGAACAAACCCGUCGCAAACGACGAUAAACCGUUGACGAGCGACGACCAUACCACGACCAAUUCAAACGAUACACCGACGGCUCCAAUAUCUCCCCCAUCAACUACCACAAUCGGUCACGGACAACACGUAAAAAAAACAACCGCCAAAAUGAGGGCCAUCCUCCCCCUCCUCUCCCUCGCCUCCAUGGCCCAGGCCCUCUACUUCUACAUCGACGUAACAACCCCCCGCUGCUUCUUCGAAGAGCUUCCCAAAGACACCCUCGUAGUAGGUCACUACGUAGCCGAAGAAUGGGACGACCAGCGCCACCACUGGGCCAAGCACGAGGGCAUCUCGAUUUACAUUUCCGUUGACGAAAUCUUCGACAACGACCACCGCGUCGUCUCCCAGCGCGGCGGCCCCUCGGGCAAAUUCACCUUCACCGCCGCCGAAGCCGGCGACCACAAAAUCUGCUUCACCCCCUCCUCCUCCAGCGGCCGCUCCUCCUGGCUGAGCAUGGCCCAGCCCAACGGCGGCAUCCGCCUCACCCUCGACAUGGCCAUCGGCGAGACCUCGGCCAUCGACAGCAGCGACAAGUCCAAGAUUGCCGACCUGGCCACCCGGGUCAAGGACCUGAACGCGAGGCUGAAUGACAUCAGGAGGGAGCAGGUGUUUCAACGUGAGAGAGAAGCCGAAUUCCGUGAUCAAUCCGAGUCCACCAACGCUCGCGUCGUCCGCUGGAUCUUGAUUCAAUUGUUUGUCCUUGCUGGUACCUGUGCUUGGCAGCUGAGCCAUCUUAGGAGCUUUUUUAUUAAGCAGAAGCUAACGUGAGAGAACAAUUUUGGGGCAUGACAAAAUGAAGGAGAUGAGGGGGGGUGUGCGUUUUAUAUAUGUUGAAAUAAGAAAUGUUCGUUUGUUAGUUGUUGCCGUGGUUGGUGGUUGUGGUUAUGAAAUUUAGAAAUAAGACUUGCCAAUGGGAAAAUGGUCUGUCUUUCUGUCUAUAAUGUAUGUAUGUCUGUCGUGGGAGUUAUGAAAUCAUAAAGAUCAGGGAUUGUGUUUCAAGGCUGGAGGUGGAAAAUGGUCCUAUAAACAUUGCUGGUGUCAGUGGAAACCCAGAGUUCUUCAGAUGCAAUGUGAUGCCUGGAUGGGUAUUGUAUGUUGUGCUUGCUCACUGGAGGUGAUGAGACCAGAAAA